Harpegnathos saltator (Jerdon's jumping ant) is the source of this 672-nucleotide messenger RNA. RefSeq lists its product as uncharacterized. Bases 9 to 581 code for a protein of 190 amino acids. Lineage: Eukaryota; Metazoa; Arthropoda; Insecta; Hymenoptera; Formicidae. The transcript has 4 exons. The record is from RefSeq and is a predicted model, not a curated record.
CAUUAUCAAUGGAUAGCAAUGUCCCAUUAUACCUCUCAAGAUUCGAUAUGAAAGAUUGCAAGUGUGACUAUCAUGGCUUCGAAUAUCGGAGGAUGAGGUACAAGCAAUUGACUGAUAAGGAACGUCAAUCUCGCAAAAUCAAUUGUGAAAAGCUAAGUUCCAUGUCGCCGACUGUGGACGACAUAUCUGAUACAGAUAAAAUAAUGAAAAGUGUUUACAAGACAGAUUAUGAAAAAAGAGAUUACAGUUCGUUGAUUGCGGAGAUGGAUUCGUUACUUGGACGACCUAUUAUAUCGCCAGCUGUUAAUUGGAAAGAUGCUUACAGAGAUCCGAACAGAUUUAGAUAUUCGGCUAUGGAGACACCAACGAUUCAACCCGCCAAGAAUAUGAGCCUGUUAAAAAUUUCAGAAACCGCUUCCUUUUGGGACAAACCGUUUACAGGCACUUCAGAGUACACGGAUAAAAUCAGCAAACUGGGCUUGAGCAAUAUGAAAAGUCAGCAACGAUACUUGAAACCUCUUCUCCCGAUAAAAAGAAAGUUCGGCGACUGCAGCCUAUGGAAAUCUAAAGCGAUGCAUUAGCUAUGUGAUGUAAAAGCUGCCGAGCGUUACAAAUAAAGAUGGAAAUAAGUAUACACGAAUGAUGCAAUAUAUAAAAUGCAUAACAUUUAUA